AUGGAAUCCAACAACCACGUCUUCAAGACUUUAGAUCUUAUCUCAUUGUUCGCUCCUGAUCGAUCAACGGAUGGAAGCUCUGAGAGUGAUACGGGAUCGCAGAUAUCGAGCGAGAAGAGUAAGAACUCUUCUGGGUCUGAUGAUCAUAAGCCAAGGAUGGAGACGCGACGACGAAAGGCGAGCGAGAAGAGGAAGAAGAACGACAAUUCUCCUGGGUCUGAUCAUAGGCCGAAGAAGGAGAGGCGAAAAGACAUGGUGUUUUCGAAGACGAUUGAGAUGUCGGCGAUGUUGAGAGAUAGGAUUGAUGAAUUGGAUGGCUUUGACAUCCAAUAUGUGACUCAAAAGAGAUUGCAAGACACUGACAUGAACAAGAAUCACGGUCGGUUACUGAUUCCUUUUAAAAAACUAAGGAAUGAUUUUGCUUCAGAAGAGGAGAAGCAGCUGUUGAAACAACAUGAUCAAGAAGAUUUGAAAAACAAGAAUGGAAUGACAGUGUUGAUAAUCGAUCCUCAGUUAAGAAAUAGACACAUUGAGUUGAAAAUGUGGAAGGUUGGGCAACACGAUAGCUAUUGUCUGAUGUCAAAGUGGAAUUCGUUUGUCCAAGAAAAUUCACUGGAAAGUGGAGAUUACAUCCAACUUUGGAGUUUUAGAUCAAACAAUAUUUUCAUAGUUGGCCAUCAAAGUCAAGUGCCCGUCAACUCCAAUCUUUGCUUCGCUUUAGUUAAACUUGACAUCUCGGAGGGAAUUUUUAAGUUUAUUUGA
This is a messenger RNA of Cucumis melo (muskmelon), 762 nucleotides long. Its product is annotated as B3 domain-containing protein At3g25182-like. Bases 1 to 762 code for a protein of 253 amino acids. Gene Ontology annotation, molecular function: DNA binding. The transcript has a single exon. Lineage: Eukaryota; Viridiplantae; Streptophyta; Magnoliopsida; Cucurbitales; Cucurbitaceae. The record is from RefSeq and is a predicted model, not a curated record.